CUUCACAAUGGUUCACAAUAGCUGCGAUUGCGAAUGACGAGGUAUCCUAGUGUAUUCCGAAAAAUGUGGUACGAUUGUUUUUUGAAUUCGGUCCUCUUUUCGCGUAGAUAAACGUAGACAAAUUCAUACCGCGUGGACAACUCGACUAGCACUCUGAGUACUCAGUAACUAUUUAAUUAGCGUACGUUCUACGAGAUACCUAGGUGCAUAGCUACACUAAUGUGAUUACUUAAUUAAUUGAAGGCAUUUGAGUUAUUGCUCAGAAUCAAAUAGGGAACUGAAAAAUUACCUCGAAUGACAGAUAAAUGUGAACUUUGUGUAAUAUAUCAAUAAUUCUAUUGAAUCCUGAAAUUAUUCGUAGUUAAGAAAGCUUUCAAUUACUACGUGGCCGUUCAUAAUUGAGGUUAAGGCUAGUGAUUCGAAGUAUGUCCAUGUGAUAAUUAGUGCGAUAGUGAAAUCUCCAAAGUAGAAAGUCAGGUUUGUCAUGGGGUGUAAGUUGUGAGGUGAACUUUGUACGUACGAAAUUAUUCGUUUGUGUUGUUCGUUUCGCGAUCCUUCUUUGUGUCAAAAAAUUUUGAGAAACCAUUGGUUGUGCCCUGAGUAAAAGCUGAUUCUACAAAUAUUCGCAGCCGCAGUUAAAUUCAUCACAAACAAUUGAAAGAACACAAGUACAGUAUACGGAAAGCAAUUGGGCGAAUGAUUUGUACGACCAAUGAUUGCCAAUUAUUGGUUCUCAACUACUCCUAGCGAUGCUAUUUGUCAAGCAAAAUUUUAAUAUAAAUUUUAGAAACACGCCAAAGGUACAGAUCAGACUCUGUCCCUGGCUUUUGUGGUGAUGGUGAGGAAGAGAGUAGGUCGAAAGGCAAACCAUACCACAACCACGUCUUCUACUACCACCACGGAGUGUUCUGAGAGCAACUUUAACCAACUGAGUAGCGGUGGUUCGUUUAGCAACUCUGCUAUCGCUUCCUCUCUUCGGCGUAUGACGCGCGAACAGCUUAAAGGUUUACUAAGGGAACGAAGGCUACCUGUCUUAGGAAACAAGACAGAUAUGAUAAAUCGCUUGGGAGCUACAAUGUCGGAGAACACAUCAGCCGUUAGACGUACUAAGGAUACUUCUGCUGCUACAAAUGGUACUCGACAAAGUACACCAGCAGUGAAAAAAUCCUCCCAUACUUCACAAUCACAUUUGCAUUCCAAUCAAAGCAGUGAUUCGGAUAUAGAUCCCGAUAGCUUAACGCUAUGGCAUCAUCCAAUAAAAACAUUGAACUUUUUUCUACAAGAAUUACUUAUCAAUGUUGUUAGUUUAACAAAAAACACUUUAAAAUAUAGAAAAACAGUAUGGAGUAUAAUUGUGAUCGCCGGAUUAUUUUUGCUCUCGAGCAGAGUCUCUGGACCACAACAACAGCUGUUUAAAUCCUGGGAGGCCACCGUCGUAUGGUGGUUCUACUGGGUAGGACUAGGCGUAUUAUCGAGUGUUGGCCUAGGGACUGGUCUUCACACUUUUGUCUUGUACUUGGGACCUCACAUAGCCUCCGUGACGAUGGCAGCUUACGAAUGUGGAGGGUUGAAUUUUCCCGAACCUCCUUAUCCAGACCAGAUCGUGUGUCCAUCUACAGUAGAUCCAGCAUGGACGGCCAGCGUCUUGAAUAUCAUGAGAAAAGUACGCAUUGAGGCAAUGCUGUGGGGCGCCGGUACAGCUUUGGGGGAGUUGCCGCCUUAUUUUAUGGCACGAGCUGCACGACUCAGUCGGCAAAGCGACAAAGAUCACGCCCAAGGUCAAGAUCAAGAAGAGUUGAGAGAACUCGAAGCAUUGGAGGCACUGGAAAAUGGAGAAAAAUGUGUUUCAUUGGGAAUGCGCGCCAAAUUAGCAAUGAAACAUUUUGUCCAAAAGGCUGGCUUCUUAGGAAUACUUGCUUGUGCAUCGAUACCAAAUCCGUUGUUCGAUCUUGCCGGAUUAACUUGUGGACACUAUCUCAUUCCAUUCUGGACUUUUUUUGGUGCAACACUAGUCGGAAAAGCUGUAGUAAAAAUGCACAUACAGCAAUUAGCAGUGAUUAUUGCAUUCAACGAGGAACUUUUAGAUAAAGUAAUUGCUUUGCUAGCAAUUAUUCCAGUCAUUGGUCCAAAGUUUCAAGAACCCUUGAAGCGAUAUCUUAUUGAACAGAAACAAAAACUACAUGACAAAUCUUCUAUAGAAGGUUCUACAACAAUUUCUUGGCUCUUUGAUAAGUUCGUCAUGUUGAUGGUGUGCUAUUUUCUGGUCACAAUUAUACAUGCUUUGGCACGUAACCACCAUCGUCGACGCACAAAGUCGUCAACUGAUUAAUCUUUAGAAGAAAAUUGAACACGGACUGAAAAAUAACUCUUAAACGGUGAGAGGUAGCACUGAUGGAAUAGAAACUUACAUCAUAGGCAAACAUGUGCAUAGAUGAUUCGAGUAUUUUACAAAAAUGAAAAGAACUACUCAUCGAUUAUUAUGCGUAGAAAUGAACAAUGACUAAUAGAUAUCAUCUGAGAUAUCAUUUCAUAUUUUGAUACCUACGUAGCUAGGUUAGCCAAUCUAGGUAUACAUGUUAGAGCUGAUACUAAAAAGAAUAGUUUGCUCAAUUGGUGUGCUACUGGCAAUGAGUGAAGAUCAUAUUAGUUUGGGCUUAUUGUGGUAAUCCAGAAAGGUAAAAUUGUUUCUUAAUUACAAAUAUCAUUGAGAAGGUGAUUUUUCCUCAUAAAUAGUACUUUUGGGUUUAAGGUAGUACAUAUAAGUUGAGCAUGGUAUGUAAAUAGACGUGUCCAGCUAAACAUGGCAUAAAAACUACACACAUGUCGCAAUGGGAUGCUUUCUGAAAAGAGACUGAAGUGACACAAAGUCUGCGAUAUCAAUUGUUAUAUGAUUUUUCCAUUAUCCGUAUGCUUAUACUGUACCUAAUAGCCUCUUUCACAACAAUUUCAACUUCCCAUUUUUAAUGGAAGAGUCAUGAUUUUCAAGAACUUGAUAAAUGAUGUUAUUUAGAUUUCAAUACACUCGUCGCACGUAGUAUUUGUGUUGCGUCAAAGUAAUCCACAUCGACAUAUAAAGGCCUUGAACAUUAUAGACGUAAGCAUAGUUAAUUUAUGAACUGUAACGGUCCACGGUAAUCUUAAUACGUCAAUAUAGUAAUGGAACCGCAAAACCAUAGGACAAAUCA
This is a messenger RNA of Diprion similis, 3185 nucleotides long. RefSeq names its product vacuole membrane protein 1-like. NCBI's taxonomy places the organism in Eukaryota, Metazoa, Arthropoda, Insecta, Hymenoptera, Diprionidae. The record is from RefSeq and is a predicted model, not a curated record. The transcript is spliced from 7 exons. The coding region runs from base 836 to 2329 and encodes 497 amino acids.